CUCGCGCGGCGCUCGCUGUUGAUGCGUGUUGCCUCUGGGUCGCCGGUGCGCGCGGUUUAGGAGUUUGCGGUCGGCUGUGGCCUCGACUCUGUGUGCGUGCGUGCGUGCGUAUGUAGCUGGUUUAUGAAGGUUUUGUGCUCCUUCCUUGUUUGAUUCGUCGAAUUACUGUGUCGCGCCAUCUGUUCCUCGCUGCAAGGGCGAGGUGAGCUUUUCGUUUUCAGGUUUUCAUCGUGAUUUGUGACCGACGAACUCAUACCACUCUUCUGGGUUCGAUUGCAUGAUGCGAUUUUAUUCAUAUUUAUUGCUCCUUCUGUGCAAAGUCUGUUCAGGGUGGGCAAUAGGUCUCACCAUUCAGAAUUUUCAAGAUUCACAAUCACAUCGAAUCUUUGGUCACAUGCAUGAAGCAUUAAAUAUAGACAAAAAUAAAAACUAAUUGCACAGCUUAUCUGUAAUUUGUGAGAUGAAUCUUUCAAGUCUAGUUACUCGUGAUUGGAUAAUGUUUGUCAAAUAAAAACGAAAGUGCUAUGGUAGAAAAAAAAAACCAAAAUUCGUUGGUCUGCUCCUUUUCUAGUCGUCAGAUACAGAUUGCUUGCUCCAGUACCGGACGGACGCAUUAAUCCAUUUGGUUUCGUGACGGAUAUUACGUCAGAUUCGUCUCUCUUUUUUUGGUCGCAUGUGUUAACUGAUGAAAUUUGAGGACCUCUUUUUUUUUCCAAUGGUGAUUUGAAUUCACUGGAAAUUUUUACUCUGUCAUUUUGUGGAGUGGUUCCUCGUUCGCUCGAUUGUUGAUUUGCUGUACGUUAUGUUAGAUUCCUGCGGCUGCCGUACAACAGUGAUAACACCAAAUACCCGUUAUUAUUGGAUAAUAACGUGAGCAUUUUGUAUCUCUAUUCCGUUUUCAUAGGGCAAAAUGGCCAUAUACAUUCAGUACUGUUUUCUCAUUAUUUUUUAUUAUAAAUCUGUAGGGAUCUUAUGAGUAUACCUUUUCACCACAAAGUUUUGCUACGCAUCUAAUAUACAUUAUAUCUAAAUGAAUAUUAAAAGGAAAAAUCAGAAUGACUUACAAUUUGGAAUGGAUUGAGUAUACGUGGGAUGAAUUGCUAAGAAGUUAGUUUUCUUUAAUGAGUUUGGUGUAGUAUUAGGGAUGGCAUUUUUGGCAACUUGUCAACGCAGCAUCAUAUCUUUCAACUAAUAAACAAAAGUGAUAGAUAAUCUCACCCAAGCUAGUAGCAUGUAUGUGGCUGUUUGGUUCUAAGCCUCGCAGGCAGCUCAUCUCUCAGGCACAUCGAUCUCACCCUAGGCGCUCAAAAACGAACGCCUGGGAUCGAUGCCUGGCGGGUGAGGCUAGUCUGCCUGGAGAGUGGAGAGCAAUUCAAACAGGCAGGACAUUGUUGGUAACUUGAUACUGGAUUUUCUUCCUUCUCAUACCUGUAGAGGGCCCUCCUUUAUUUGAUUAGAGCUCAUAUGGUCUGAAUGCCACAAUUGGAACUUUGCACCUAAAAACAGAGACCAAGUUCACUACUUCAUUAUAUCCUUUCAUACACAGAAAGUGAAUAGACAUGGACCGUGAUGAUAUAGCUGGUUUCGUCAGCGGAGGUUGUUAUGAGUCCUGACUUUCUAACCAAGUAUAUAUAACAGAGUUAUGAUAUCCAGAAGGCAGGAAAAUGUUUCUUUUCAUUUUCUAGUUGGUUUGCAUUUGAUGUUAUGCAAUUGGAAUGGACACAACUACUGGAGACCUCGAGUUUAGUGGUGAUAUCAACUUCUUGAAGCCAUAUUGCUCUUGGAGCACAACUCAAGACACGACUGUGCACAAAGAUAGUACACCAGAGGCUUAUUCCAGCCUUUUUAUUUCCAACCCAGAAGCGUCAAAAGGGAAGCAAGGUGCUAUGUCUAGAGCAAAAGGUACUGGAAACCCUUUACUCACUUUGGGUUUAGGCCGCUCACCAAGUUCAUCUGAUAACAGCAAGCUAAGUUCUGGCACUGCUUGCAUAACAUCUUCAUCUUUAUUAAAGGAAAUUGAUGAGGAGUCUUCAGUAGAUCUUGGCCUUAACCUUGGGUUUCAUAUUGGCAAUGAUAUUGCACACUGCCGACAGAAAUCCCAUGCUAGUUUUGAAAAUAUGCUCUCGACAAACUCUCCUAAACUGGAUCUUCAGUUGAGUUUAUCUAUUGGUUCACCUGAAUCAGUUGUCAUCGAUGCAAAUAUGAUGUCACCAGAUGGCAUGGUGAUGCCGACGACCAAUUUGCCACCCGCCACUGUAGAAGAAGGAUCAGUACCACCUAGUUGGGGUUUUGAGCAUUCGAUUGUUUCAUCAUCAUAUGCUUCUGAAGCAACAUAUGCCCCUGUGCCUUCUCCUGUCAUGUCAUCAACUAUGUUUACAAGUGUGAAAAGUCCAGUUGCCUCUACUUUUGAGACAACUAAUUCCCAACUACGCAACAAUAACACAAAAAGCUGUCAGUUUCCAGGAUGUAUGAAAGGAGCAAGAGGGGCAUCAGGGCGUUGCAUAGCCCAUGGCGGUGGUAAGCGUUGCCACAAAUCUGGUUGUCAGAAGGGCGCUGAAGGGAGGACAAUCUAUUGCAAGGCCCAUGGUGGAGGCAGGAGAUGUCAAUUUCUUGGGUGUACAAAGAGUGCUGAAGGGCGCACAGACCACUGCAUAGCUCAUGGUGGAGGCCGUCGGUGCAGUCAUGAAGGUUGCCCCCGAGCUGCUCGUGGAAAAUCUGGCUCGUGUAUCAAGCAUGGUGGUGGCAAAAGGUGUCAGAAGGAGAACUGUACCAAAAGUGCAGAAGGUCAUUCUGGACUCUGCAUUGCCCAUGGUGGUGGAAGGCGGUGCCAGUUUCCAGACUGCACAAAGGGUGCUCAAGGAAGCACAAAGUUCUGCAAGGCACAUGGUGGAGGAAAACGCUGCACAUUCUUCGGAUGCACCAGAGGGGCUGAAGGUAGCACUUCAUUUUGUAAGGGCCAUGGUGGAGGCAAGCGCUGCGCCUUUCAGGGUGGUGGUGUGUGCCCAAAGAGUGUGCAUGGUGGCACUCAGUUUUGUGUUGCCCAUGGUGGUGGGAAAAGAUGUGCUAGCCAUGGCUGCACUAAGAGCGCUAGAGGUCGUACAGAGUAUUGUGUGCGCCAUGGAGGUGGCAAGAGGUGCAAGUUUGAAGGCUGCACCAAGAGUGCACAGGGGAGCACUGAUUUCUGUAAGGCCCAUGGGGGAGGUAAACGAUGUUCAUGGGGCCAGGCAGACACAAGCUUUGGUGCUGGUGCACAGCAAUGCGAUAGAUUUGUUCGGAGCAAGACUGAUCUAUGCUCAGCUCACAGCGCUUUAGUCCAGGACCACUGUGUUCAUGGCGGUGGUACAUUAGGUUCUGCUAUCUACCAGUUUGCGGUGGAUGUCAAACCUACUGAGAUGAAGGUUGCUUUAGUGAAGGGAGAUCCACGCGAGAAGAUCAACGGUGAUAAAAUUUUACUGGAUCCGGGUAGCUCUGUUCCAAAUAGUGGUGUUCAUCAUCCUGUCCUGGUUCAGUCUAUGGUCGAUCCACUGCCAGAGGGCAGAGUUCAUGGUGGUGGGCUGUUGGCUUUACUUUCGCGGGCCGGAAGCAGAACAAGCAACGGUGGCUCAGAAUUGUACUCCGGGCAAGGUGGUGUGGAUGUGAGGCUAUCAGGUUCUCCAAGAAAUUGAUUGCCUACAGUUUUGAUCAGUUCCCAAGUUUGUGCUGUGAUGGACUGAGUCAGCCUUUCAGAUUCCUCCAAGGUUGCAUAGGAUCUAUCCGGACGUGUACUGUGAAAAUAAGAGGGUAGCUCUUAGAGCAGAUGUAUUGUGUGUUAUUGUAAUUACUUAAUGUGGUUGUGGCUAGAGAGAGUAACCUUUUGUUUCAGUGCAUUUAAUCAGUCACCUUAAUGCUCAAGUUUGGACUUGAUUUAACUCUGAGCAAUUUGCUUGCUUUGGGCUGAAAUAUAAUGUUCAUUUAGUUGCUUA
Messenger RNA from Sorghum bicolor (sorghum), 3962 nucleotides. RefSeq lists its product as uncharacterized. Bases 1716 to 3665 code for a protein of 649 amino acids. Lineage: Eukaryota; Viridiplantae; Streptophyta; Magnoliopsida; Poales; Poaceae. The transcript has 3 exons. The record is from RefSeq and is a predicted model, not a curated record.